AUGGUGCCGAGACCGGCAGGCUCGCAAGCUUCUCGCGACUCUUGGAUACGUGAUGGCCUACGAGACCAGAACCCCGUCAAAAUCAUCAGCCAGCGCAGCCUUUACCCCUCGGCAUCCAGAGUCUCGAGUGCGUCGGCAGCUCAGCUGCUUUGCACAUACAACUGGCGUAAUCUCGCGUAUGCCCACAUCUUUGUUCCUGGGAUCGCCCCGACAUGGAGAAACAUUCCCUUGCCAGUCACCCUCCCCAGGGAUCGAGGGACGUUCUUCAUCGACCAAAACUCUGCCCGAGUCCCACGACACCCCCUGGAGCCGCUCUUCCGAGCCGCCGCCUCCACAAACCCAGAUUUCCGCUUCAACGACGUCGACGUCGUGUCAGACCGGAGCAGUCUGCGGAAGCUGCUCAACUUCUGCGCCGACCGGAGCGACGGACUGUUUCGUCUCAAGCUUACCCUGGUCCACAAUUCGCUGCUGAUUGAGCGCUGGGAAAGGAGCUCGCGCGAGCGCACCACUGGAGCACUCGUCUCUGGAUACGGCCACAACUUUGAAAGGGCCUUUACCGACUACCCUCCUCGAGUAGGGGACAGUACGGGACAUCACCGCGUCCUGCUCUACCCGCUUGGACAUUUGCGCUGUGCCGUGCGCUUCGAGGUCGAUGCGUGCUACAAUGGGCCGGGCAGCGCCAAGUCAGGCGCGAAGGCCAACGUCUCCCAAGUAGUAAGACGACCAUCAAUAAAGUGCGGACCAAGAACCGCAAGCACAAACACCCAAGUGACGAGCACCGCAUCCGACCACGACAUGGCUAUGCCCCAAUCCGCAGCAGCAGAGGUCAAGACGGCUGGAAAGUACAAAAGCUCCGGCACCUAUCUCCCGCAGCUCUGGUUCGGCCGCACACCGUGGCUCAUUGUCGGCCGCCACGUCGACGGAACAUUCACCAACGUUACAUUCAACAACGUCGCCGCAGAGUUUACAGAUUGGGAGACGAGGCAGCAGGUCCAUCUGCAGAAGCUGGUCACGGUGCUGGUCCGGCUCAAGGAAGUAGUCAGGCGCAACGGGGCCAGGGCGUGCGUUGCAAUCUGUGAGCGGGGGCUGAGACCGCGCAUCAUCAAGAUCUUUGCCGCCAAAGAGGACGCCAAGGCGCUGCCCGACGAUUUGAUUGCCAAGUUUUGGACUUGA
Molecule: messenger RNA, 1173 nt
Organism: Hirsutella rhossiliensis
Lineage: Eukaryota; Fungi; Ascomycota; Sordariomycetes; Hypocreales; Ophiocordycipitaceae
Product: geranylgeranyl pyrophosphate synthetase
Exons: 3
Coding region: 1-1173 (390 amino acids)
Source: RefSeq, a predicted model, not a curated record